AUGUUUGUGUUGAAGCAACCUGUACGUGUGCUUUCGUUUUUCUUAUUUUAUUUAACAGUUUGUCACAGCGAACGUUUGAAGUCCACUUCAAAAACUUUGUUUGUAAAGGAGCUCUCAAUUGUUUCUAAUGUUUCAAUAAGAUACGCAAAUGUGCUUGUUCGAAGUCUUGUAGAAAAUUUGGAAACAGAAGAUGAUGAAAUUUCAUUUCAAGUGAGAAUUCCGAAAGAAGCUUUUAUUACAAGCUUUUCAAUUAUUACCAGCGAGAAAACAAUCAACGCCGUCAUCAAAGAGAAGGAUGUAGCCGCGGAAGAAUACAAUAGCGCGAAGGAAGAAGGCGUGAAUGCAGGUACCGUUACGCAACAGACAAAUGUUGCAGACGACAUAGGUAGGGACAUUUUCAAUGUCAAGGUGAAUGUUGCUGCGCAGACGACACUUGAGUUCCGAUUAGAGUACGAAGAACUUCUUAAAAAGAACGCUGGAAAAUAUUCUCAGAAGCUUUUCGUCGAUUCAGAUCACGUGAUACCACGAUUAGAAGUUUUCUGUGAGUACAGGGAGAAGCAAAAUUUUAAACAAUUUUCCUAUCAAAACCCGUUAGAUGGUAGAAAAAUUAUUUUGAGAAAUGAAGAAAUGUCGGACGAUGGUUCUUUUAUACGAAAAGUUCAAUGGAACCCUAGUGUUAGUCAGCAAGAUUCGACACAGUUCGGUUUUACGAAACCAUUCGAAAUAGAGUACGAAUUGGAGCCCCCCAAAGACGGUGGAAUAGUUUACUACAAUGGAAAUGGCGAAUUUGUUCAUUUCUUUUCACCAACAUCGUGCGAAGAGGAAGACGUAAUGUCAAAGCAAAUUGUUUUUGUUAUUGACAUUAGCGGAUCUAUGCAAAAUGACCCAGUAAAACAAGUCCGACAAACCAUGGCACAGAUUUUGUCACGGCUUCGUUUGAAGGACUACUUCAAUAUUGUUAUAUUUAACGAUUAUGCAACUUCGUGGUCGACUCGAUUCCGACAAGCUACUGCUGCCAAUAUAGAAGAUGCUAAACAAUUUGUGAGCAGCAAAGUUAUUGCAAAAGGGUCUACAAAUAUAAAUGAUGCUUUAUUGAAAGCCAUAAGCCUUUUUAGUCAAACAUUGGAGUCAUCGGAAGAUUUUCACAUUGGACAAAUGGUUGUGUUUUUGACCGAUGGUUCUCCUACGGUUGGUGUAACGAACAGAGAAGAUAUACGACAGAAUGUCCGUGACAUAAAUUUCUACGAUGGCGUAAUGUGCUGCAAAUCAAUUAUUCACGCAAUCGCAUUCGGAAAAGGAGCCGACAGAAAUUUUUUACGCACUUUAGCCCAUGAGAAUGAAGGAACGUUAACAAUUGUGAGAGACAUUGAUGAAGAAAGUGAAAGUUUUAUUGACCUUUAUCAUGGUAUUGAAAGCCCUUUUUACAAAAACAUUGAAUUUACCUUUACGGCAGAUGAGAAGAUUAUACCAGAAGCAAACAUUACGCGCCCUCAAUUCAAACUGCUCGAUUGUAAUGCAGACAUUGUUGUAGCCGGUCGAACCUACCCAAAUGCAGAAAUACACUCCGUGAUUAUAGCUUCUGAAAACAAUGACAGAGUCGUAUUUGACAACAUUACAACCGUGCGUACACGAGAUAUUGAUGAGAAGAAAUUGGCACGCCUUUUUAUUUACGAAAGAGUCAAACAACUUCUCGAAGAGGCCGAUAUCAGCACGGAUUCGAAAAGUAAAAAACUAGCAAAUGAUAAGGCCCUUGAACUGUCGUUAGAGCAUAAAUUUGUGACUCCAUUGACUUCUCUCGUGGUUACAGAAUAUUCUCCUGAGAAACUUACGAAUAUACCCGGUCCGACCAAAUCAAACUCAAAAACGAAAAAUAACCAGGGCGCGUCCUCGUUUGGGACUGGAGCGAUCUACGAUGCAUACGACUAUGGAGUAGACGACUUAACUAGUCAACCUGACUAUGUUGAUAUUGACAAUUCACUGCAACUCGUUGGUGGAAACUCCGCUUCAUUUAUGACAUUUAAUUACGGCAUUAAAAUCAUAUCAUUCCUGACAAUUCAAAUCUUGUAUAAAUUGUUUGUAUAUUUUUUCUAA
Ruditapes philippinarum (Manila clam) is the source of this 2091-nucleotide messenger RNA. Its product is annotated as inter-alpha-trypsin inhibitor heavy chain H4-like. The coding region runs from base 1 to 2091 and encodes 696 amino acids. NCBI's taxonomy places the organism in Eukaryota, Metazoa, Mollusca, Bivalvia, Venerida, Veneridae. The record is from RefSeq and is a predicted model, not a curated record. The transcript has a single exon.